Molecule: messenger RNA, 570 nt
Organism: Mercurialis annua (annual mercury)
Lineage: Eukaryota; Viridiplantae; Streptophyta; Magnoliopsida; Malpighiales; Euphorbiaceae
Product: ubiquitin-60S ribosomal protein L40-like
Exons: 5
Coding region: 35-421 (128 amino acids)
Biological process (GO): protein ubiquitination; modification-dependent protein catabolic process; translation
Cellular component (GO): cytoplasm; nucleus; ribosome
Molecular function (GO): ubiquitin protein ligase binding; structural constituent of ribosome; protein tag activity
Source: RefSeq, a predicted model, not a curated record
ACCAUUUCGAUCCCUAGCAAGAGAGAGAGCAAAAAUGCAGAUAUUCGUGAAAACCCUAACCGGAAAGACCAUUACUCUCGAAGUAGAGAGCAGCGACACCAUUGACAAUGUCAAAACCAAGAUUCAAGACAAGGAAGGAAUUCCUCCUGACCAGCAGCGUUUGAUCUUCGCUGGUAAGCAGCUUGAAGAUGGUAGAACCCUAGCUGAUUACAAUAUCCAGAAAGAGUCGACUCUUCAUCUCGUGUUGAGACUCAGGGGAGGAAUUAUUGAGCCUUCUCUUAUGGCUUUGGCUCGCAAAUACAAUCAAGAGAAGAUGAUUUGCCGCAAGUGUUAUGCACGUCUGCACCCAAGGGCUGUAAACUGCAGGAAGAAGAAAUGCGGUCACAGCAACCAGUUGAGGCCUAAGAAGAAGGUUAAGUAGACGAUUCAUUCAAAGUUGUCAGUGUUAGAUUUGGACCGUAAUGUAUGUUUUUAUUGUUUCAAACAGGUGUGAUGUUUUGAUUUAGUUGAAACCGACUUUUAUCAUUUUUUUUAAUGCUUUUAAAUGGUGCAAGGAUUUUUAUUUUGGAA